CUCUUGUUUUCUGUCUCUCACGAACACUACAUGAACCUCAGACUGCAGCGUCUCUGGAUGUCUGGACACUUAAACUCCUACUGAUACUAACAGUAAUAAGAGUCAGUAGGAGGAACAGUUCUGCUGCUCCUCACCAUGGCGUGUUGGUGGAGCUUCUCAGCUGAGACCUGGGCUCUGAUCCUGAUCCUCAUCAGCCUCAUCCUGCUGUACGGGUACUGGCCUUAUGGGCUCUUUAAGCGUUUGGGAGUUCCUGGUCCUCAACCGGUACCGUUUUUAGGAACCAUGUUACAGUACCGUAAGGGAAUGCAUAAUUUUGAUAUGGAGUGUUUUCAGAAGUACGGAAAGAUCUGGGGGAUAUAUGACGGCAGACAGCCAGGUUUCUGUGUGCUGGACACCGACAUCAUCAAAACUGUCCUGAUUAAAGAGUGUUACUCUCUCUUCACCAACCGCCGAAAUUUCCGUCUAAAUGGUCCUCUGUACGACGCCGUGUCCAUCGUGGAGGACGAGGACUGGAGGAGGAUCAGGGGUGUUCUCUCUCCAUCGUUCACCAGCGGCAGACUGAAGGAGAUGUUUGGAAUCAUGAAGUCACAUUCUCACACACUGGUUGAAAAUCUGAAGAAGACGUCAGAGCGAGGAGAAUCAGCAGAUAUUAAAGAGUUUUUCGGAGCGUACAGUAUGGAUGUGGUGACGAGCACAGCCUUCAGUGUCGAUAUCGACUCCCUGAACAACCCUAAAGAUCCAUUCGUCUCCAACAUCAAGAAAAUGCUGAAGUUUGAUUUAUUUAACCCUCUGUUUCUUCUUGUUGCUCUGUUCCCCUUCAUCGCUCCUCUGCUGGAGAAAAUGAAUUUCGCCUUUUUCCCGACUGCAGUGACGGAUUUCUUUUACGCCUCACUGCAAAAGAUCAAGUCUGAACGUGUGGCUCAGGAUCAUAAGAAACGAGUGGACUUCAUGCAGCUGAUGAUCGAUUCUCAGAAAUCAGGGGAUGGUGAUCUGAACAGCAGAGAGUCCAGUAAAGGUCUGAAUGAUCAUGAGAUCCUGUCCCAGUCCAUGAUCUUCAUCUUUGCUGGUUAUGAGACGAGCAGCAGCACUCUGUCGUUCCUCUUCUUCAAUCUGGCCAGUAAUCCAGAGACCAUGAAGAAACUGCAGGAAAUUGAUGAAACUUUCCCUAAUAAGGCUGUGGUUGAUUAUGACACAGUGAUGAACAUGGAUUAUCUGGAUGCUGCUCUGAACGAGUCCCUCAGGUUGUACCCGGUUGCUCUUCGUCUUGAAAGAGUCUGCAAGAAAACCGUUGAGAUAAACGGUCUUACCAUCCCAAAGGACAGCGUCGUUAUGGUCCCCAUUUACGCCCUACAUAGGGACCCUGAAUUUUGGACUGAUCCAGAGACCUACAACCCGGAGAGGUUCACUCAGGAGAAUAAGGAGAACAUCGAGCAGUAUGUCUACAUGCCGUUUGGUUUUGGACCCAGAAACUGCAUUGGGAUGAGGUUUGCCCUCAUGGCCAUUAAGCUGGCUGUUGUUAAGAUUCUGCAGAGAUUCGACAUCAGUCUUUCUGAGGAAACGAAGGUUCCUCUGGAGCUGAACAACAAUGGCCUUCUAGCUCCUAAAGAACCCAUCAAACUCCACUUCACACUUCGUUAAACAUCCAACACCUGCAAGAACAACCACACUAACCCAUAAACCUCAAGACUCUCCUGCAUUACAGAACGGUGUGUACCUGAAGAUGACUUUAGCUGAAGUUCAGUAAAGAACGAUACAACAAUCUGGAUCUUAUUAUCAGUCAUAAAGAGUUCAAAAGUCACAGCAGUGUGAGUGUGUUUAUAUUAUGAUUCACACAGGCAUUAAAUCUCACACUUUAUACCCAAAUCUCAUUAUUAUUUACAUAUAUUGUAACAAAAAUCUCCUUCAGAAUGAAUAAAGGUUUAUCUGAUCUCA
Molecule: messenger RNA, 1932 nt
Organism: Silurus meridionalis
Lineage: Eukaryota; Metazoa; Chordata; Actinopteri; Siluriformes; Siluridae
Product: cytochrome P450 3A27-like
Molecular function (GO): iron ion binding; oxidoreductase activity, acting on paired donors, with incorporation or reduction of molecular oxygen, reduced flavin or flavoprotein as one donor, and incorporation of one atom of oxygen; steroid hydroxylase activity
Source: RefSeq, a predicted model, not a curated record